GGCGGCUCUCUGAGUUUGCGAAGAGAAACUGAUGUGUAAAUAAACUCUUCUUGCACAAUUUGCACAACUUUACAAAAGCUUUAUUCUAGAAAUUAAUUAAUGAGCUAUCGUUCAUAAGACUAAUUAUGGCAAGCGAUGGCAACAAAAAGCAGUUUUGGAAGAGAAAUACAGCUAAGGUUCCUGGAAAUAUCCAGCAUGUUUAUGGAGCCCAGCAUCCACCAUUUGACCCUCUCCUACAUGCAAACUUGAUGAAAGCAGGAAACAGGCCUCCCUCUACCAGCACACCAGGAAAGCCAAAGAAAGCCACCACCUUCCAAGAGUUUGAGAGCAUCACGAGUGACGCCUGGGACGUUGCAGACGAUGACGAUGAACUUCUUGCAAUGGCAGCCCAGAACCUCAACAUUGAGGUCGUCAUGGAGACUGCCAAUAAAGUGAUAGAAAACCACAGCAAGCUGCAGGAGCAGAGACAGCAGCAGAUGGACAAGACCACUGAGCCUGAUGAGAAAGAUGGAGGGGAAGUGCAAGAGGAAGAGGAGGAAGAGCCAGAGGAAGUGGCAGAGAUGACAACAGAUCUGACGUUCACUUCAGAUGUUCUGCCGCACAGUGACCACAGACUGGUCAAGUCACACAGCGAGGCGCCUGUCGGCUCCCCUAAAGAGGUGGGAGGAGAGUAUGUAGCACUCCAUAGACAGCAGUCGCUCCCACACAGACCCGUCAUUCCACUGGUGGCCCGUAUGGCGGAUCAGAACACGUCCGGAACGCCAGCCAUGACCGAGAGAGAGGCGUCACGGCUUGACAAGUUCAAGCAGGUUCUGGCUGGUCCGAAUACUGAUUUGGAUGAGCUACGGAAGUUAAGCUGGUCUGGAAUUCCAAGGCAGGUUCGGCCCAUCACGUGGAAGCUGCUCUCAGGAUAUCUGCCUGCCAAUGCUGAGCGUAGAGAAAGCACACUGCAGAGGAAGAGACAAGAGUACUUUGGCUUUAUCGAGCAGUACUACGACUCCCGCAAUGACGAACACCACCAGGACACAUACAGACAGAUUCACAUAGAUAUUCCCCGAAUGAGUCCAGAAUGUUUAGUUCUGCAGCCCAAGGUAACAGAGAUUCACAUUGACAUUCCGAGAACUAAUCCUCUUAUACCUCUCUUUCAACAAGCUUCUGUGCAAGAGAUCUUUGAGCGGAUUCUGUUCAUCUGGGCGAUUCGACAUCCGGCCAGCGGUUACGUCCAGGGCAUCAAUGACCUUGUCACACCCUUCUUCGUUGUUUAUGUUUUUGAGUAUAUUGAGGAAGAGGUGGAAAAUUUCAAUGUUUCCAUCUUGCAGGAAGAGGUGUUGCGGAACAUCGAGGCUGACAGCUUCUGGUGCAUGAGCAAGCUCCUGGAUGGAAUUCAGGACAACUACACCUUUGCCCAGCCGGGGAUCCAGAGGAAAGUAAAAGCAUUGGAGGAGCUGGUCAGCCGGAUUGAUGAGACGGUACAUCGGCACAUGCAGCAGUAUGAGGUGGAGUAUUUGCAGUUUGCCUUCCGCUGGAUGAACAACCUGCUGAUGAGAGAAUUGCCUCUGCGCUGUACGAUUCGCCUGUGGGACACUUACCAGGCGGAGCCGGAAGGAUUCUCUCAUUUCCAUCUAUAUGUGUGUGCUGCCUUCCUGGUCCGAUGGCAGAAAGACAUAUUGGAGGAGAAGGAUUUCCAGGGUCUGAUGAUUCUGCUCCAGAACCUACCCACAAUGCACUGGGGAAACGAGGAAGUGAGCGUUCUCCUGGCUGAAGCAUAUAGGCUGAAAUUUGCCUUUGCCGAUGCUCCUAACCAUUACAAAAGAUGAGGCUCCACCUUGCACAACGACUAAAUGCAACUACCCCAGCCAGCCACGGUGGUGCCACUGGCUGCAUGAUGAUAUUAAACUAAUACCAUGAGAUUUUUUAAGGGGAUAGGAAUGUGUACAGUGGUCGGCAACUGUUCCUGGAAUUUUUCUGCAACACUCCAAAUGCCAUGAGGUUUCUUCUUCAAUUUCAUUACAGCCCUCUUCUAAAAAUGUUUUCAAGAAAGAGUUUUUCAUGCAAUGAUUUCGUGGAAAAGUUCAUUUAUACAGACGGCUGACCCAUCAACACUGAUUGGGCGCCACAGAAACAACCGGAUGGCCCAAUUGAUUCAAAGCAAUAAUCAAACAUUACUGAGACAAGAUGGUUUAAUAACUCACAGUAAGACCUUUCGGCUUAAAAAACGUCUGCAAACACUUAUUUUAUCCUUGGUCUACCUCAGGAAGCUGCCAGGAGUCAUAAGGUGAUGAUUUUGUCUCUGUAUUUGAACAAUGUCCAUGAUACUUUGGAAGGGAGUCAAUAAAAUCAGCCUUACUUUGGCGAGGAGAACGCAAACUGAAGAGCUGAUUAAAUUUCUGUUUUCUCGGUUGCCCAUGGGACUGUCAGUUUGAGGUCCAAUUUUGAUAUUGAUGUAAUAAUCCAUUCUGACUGUAUGAUGCUGUCAUUAAUAGGCAUGUUUGGGGAGAUCAGCUUCAGAUUUUUGACAUUUGUCAGUAUUUGAUCUGUGCGCUCCUUCAAUCAUGUCAUCAAGCCUCUAAAUGUGUGUGUGCCAGUUCUUACAACUAAAUAUAAGUGAAACUGCACUUAAUACGAGUCUAUUUCCUCCGUUUUGUAGAAGAUAUAUUCUAUGAAUCAUUUUUUUUAAUCCUACUUUUUUUUUCCUUUUAUUUACUGUUUACAUGAGCCUGUCAAGUUGUGCCUAACUCUACAGAUUAAUGACAUCACAGAUAUUUAUUUUACAUUCAUGAUAAUUUAGGAACAUUUUCAGUCACUCCCAGUAUGUCUUUACAUAAACUGUGAAUUCUGCAGCUCUUCUGGUCACCAUUGGCUGUUUGAUGGAUGGUAUAAAAUGUACUCUUACUGACGCUUAGUGCCUAUACACAUGGGCGCUACAGUAGAUGCCAUGCAGUGCUGGUGAAUUUUGAUUACCAAACUUUAUGGCUUGUUUUCUUGACUUCAACCUACAGAAAUGUCUGGAUGGAUUUUAAAAGAGGUGUGGGUAAAAUGUUCUGAAAUGUUCUUGAAUUAAAUAGCUGUGUACAGAAUUACGUUUUCAAAGAUGU
Molecule: messenger RNA, 3095 nt
Organism: Xyrauchen texanus (razorback sucker)
Lineage: Eukaryota; Metazoa; Chordata; Actinopteri; Cypriniformes; Catostomidae
Gene: tbc1d22a
Product: TBC1 domain family, member 22a
Exons: 14
Coding region: 126-1817 (563 amino acids)
Biological process (GO): activation of GTPase activity
Molecular function (GO): GTPase activator activity
Source: RefSeq, a predicted model, not a curated record